AUGGCUGAGGAUGCUCGCAAAUGGGCUGUCGAAGGGCUGUGCGACGCGCGCUCGCUGCCAGAGGCUCUCACAGAGCGUCGGUUCCCGCUUCUCCUGCACCACCUCGAGAAGCUCGAACAGCACCGCAACUGGCUCCUGGACACGGCAGAGUAUGUGCUGAGGGAGGAUGAACAGAUGAGGCUCUCGGAACGGGACGCGCACUGGCUCGAGGAGGUGAUUCGCCAGAAGAACCGCGACGAGGGCGACAUCCGCUUCUGCGCAAUCGACUUGUCCUGGCGGAGACUGUGCAUCGAGACUUGCAUCCUCGCUGGCGACCUCGAAGACGCCCGAAUCGCCCUCAAAGCCUACUUCACCUCCGACACCUCUGACAGGCGCAAGAUCUACAACCUCCAGCCCGACGGGCUCCAGCACCUUCUCGUCUUCGCCAACGCUUACGACGCGUACAUCGCCAAGGCGGCGGCGGCGCAGGAGAAGGGGAAGAGGGCGCCGCGGUGGCCGUUCAAGGGCUUGCCGAACGAUGGCAAGAUUGACGCCGAGCUGCUGGUGAAGAUGUCAAAGGACUGGGCAUUGUGCGUGUGGAGGCAGUUGCGGAGGAUGAAGAAGCUGUUGCACCAGGCCAGGCCGUACCUCAUGCGUCCCGAAGUCCAGCAGUUCGUUCCGGCUUCGACGAGCCAAUCUCACUCGCAGGACUCGUUGCCGACUCCCGGGCCCAGCUCCGACGCCUUCGGUGCUGCGUCGACAUCCGCACGACAGGCCGAGGAUCGCGGCUCGCCGAGGAAACGACGACGAACCGAGUCUUCCGAUGGCAAAGAGACGCGGCUGCAGGAAGGCGAGGAAGCGGUGGAAGUGAUGCACGUCGAGGUAGUCGUGGAGGCAGAGGAGACGGCCGUCGAGAUGGACGACGCGACGGAUGUCGGCAUUGAGGCCGACCAGACACCUGAACCUCCCGCGAUCGCAGUAGACGCCGGCUCCUCUCCCGUGCGGGCAACUCCACCGCCUGUCGUAUCCGCCGAGCAGCACCCUCCUCCGGUCUCGCCUCGUCGUUCGCCUCGCCUCUCACCUUCUUUACAGCCGACUCCCGAAAGACGCGCUGCCAGCCCUGCGCCGAGUCCGCGACGAUCGCCUCGACCGCGCGCGCGUUCGCCCACUUCCCUCACCGCUCCUUCCGCCUUCCUCGCUCCGCCUUCGCCCAACGACGACGCAGAAUCGCUACCAGAAUCGCAACUUCCGCCUGAGAAGCCGUUCCCGACCGACAUCUUCAGCUUGCUCGCGAAGGGUGCGGCCGAGCAGGAUCAGAAGCUGCGGAGUUCGCGGAGGAUGAGCGAGCCUGCGCCGCCUGCGGAACCGACUCCUCCCCCCGAGCAGACUGCGCCGUCAGAGCCGCAGCCGGCUGUAGCCGAGGAGGAGGCGGACGCACCCCCAGCACGGGAGCCUGUACAACCUUCGCAUCCGGCGCCUCCUCCUGCGACGCCCCUCGGACCUAGCGCAAGCACGAUCCUCAUGCCGCCUCCUCCCGCAACUACCAAGAGCAAGGGAUCGACACAGUCGCCGGCCCCGAACGUCUCGACGACAGCACCUGCCCUUGCCUCUUCGCAAGACUCGGUCGAGCCGUCCUCCGCCGAACCGUCGACGCUGCCGUCCGACAUUUCGGCUGUAGCGGACCUCUCUGGCGAGUCGCAAAACCAGUCUCAGUCGCAGCCACACGCCACAGACGAUCCGCCGCCCGGCCAACCCGCGACCGAACGCAGCGGCAACGUCCCGCCUCUUGCAGGCUUCACCGCGUCAACGUCUGCCUCUCCUGCCGACGUCUCCAUGGACGCGCCAACGCCUGCGCAAGGCGCUAAGCAGCUCGUGCCGGACACGCCCGAGUCGUCUGCGCCGCCUGCCAAGGCUGUCGUUGCCGAGACCGUCGAAGCAGCCGUCUCGGUCACCCUCGUCUCGCAGUCGACGCAGUCAACUUCGUCCGGCUCGGGAACGUCGAACCACGUAUCCGACUCGCAGUCGUUGGCUGGCGAGCCAAGCGGCAGCAAAAGCGUGGCCAUCGUCUCGAGUCUCGAGACCGCCUCCUCAUCGCAGCCCAACCCCUUCACCCAGCCCAUCCUUCCGACUCGUCCCUUCACACGCGGCACUUCGGUCCAGCCGAUCGUGAACGUCCUCGCCACUCCAGCGCAAACAGCCGCGACCGGAACCGGCUCGAUUUCGUCGCAGCAGUCUUCCUUCGGUUCCGACACUUCCGGCCUCACGUACCUCUCGCAUACCGAGAUGGAACGGAUCCAGGAGGAAGCGCUUGCAGCUCAGCGAGCAAAGGAUGCGGAAGCUGAGAAGCGGAGGAAGCGAGCGGAGCGCGAGGCGGCGGAAGAGGCGCGACGGCAGGCUGAGAGGGAGAUGCUUGAGUCGCAGCAGGACGAGGCGAGCCAGGGCAUCCUCGGAACGGAUGAGGACGACGACAUGUCGGCUACGGCAUCGCCGGCGAAUGUCUCUGUCGAGCGGGUCGAGGCGGACGUGGACAGGAUGGAUGUGGACGAAAUGGAUGACGAGAUGCCGCUUUCGCAAGCGCCGGUGACGCAGGCCUUCCCGUCGACCCAGGCUGACUUGGGUGAUGGUACGACACCUGAAGACGGCUCGCCGGUCAAGGGACGUCCCCGUCGACGCAGCUUCAUCGAGGUGGAGAGCGAAGCGGAGAAUAAUGACGCGCCAGACGUGGACGACGAAGCCGGUGGCUUCCUCGAGUUCGUCAAUCUCGACGGGAACGAGUGA
Molecule: messenger RNA, 2757 nt
Organism: Rhodotorula toruloides NP11
Lineage: Eukaryota; Fungi; Basidiomycota; Microbotryomycetes; Sporidiobolales; Sporidiobolaceae
Exons: 3
Coding region: 1-2757 (918 amino acids)
Source: RefSeq, a predicted model, not a curated record